Messenger RNA from Pygocentrus nattereri (red-bellied piranha), 939 nucleotides. Its product is annotated as olfactory receptor 6N2-like. NCBI's taxonomy places the organism in Eukaryota, Metazoa, Chordata, Actinopteri, Characiformes, Serrasalmidae. The record is from RefSeq and is a predicted model, not a curated record. The coding region runs from base 1 to 939 and encodes 312 amino acids. Gene Ontology annotation, biological process: G protein-coupled receptor signaling pathway. Gene Ontology annotation, molecular function: olfactory receptor activity; G protein-coupled receptor activity. The transcript has a single exon. Gene Ontology annotation, cellular component: membrane.
AUGGAUUAUUCUGCUAAUGUAACGUUCUUGUUUUUGCAGGGGCAUGUAGAACUGAAUAAGUACAGAUAUUUGUAUUUUACUAUUACUCUGACUCUCUAUCUGUUGAUUAUUUGUUGUAAUGUUGUUGUUAUUUCUGUCAUUUACUCAAACAAACUUCUCCAUGAGCCGAUGUACAUUUUCAUUGCUGCUUUGCUUUUUAAUUCUCUUUUUGGAACAACUGCACUUUAUCCUAAACUGCUGAGUGAUUUUCUGUCUGAAAGACAAAUUAUUUCUUACUCAGCCUGUCUGUUUCAGGCUUUCUCCAUUUAUACAUAUGCAGCGUCGGAGUUCACACUGUUAUCAGCUAUGGCCUUUGACAGAUAUGUGUGCAUAUGUAAACCACUACAAUACCCAACUCUUGUAAAAAUAUCCACUGUUAAAAAGCUCUUAUUUUUCUGUUGGUUUGUGCCUUCCUGUGAAGUUGGCAUAUCCUUAAUGUUAACAUACAGACUUCAGCUGUGUAAAUUCAAAUUAGAUAGAAUAUACUGUAAUAACUAUUCAGUAGUUAAACUAUGUUGUGGAGACACAUCUGUGAACAAUUUAUAUGGACUGUUUUGUUUAACUGUUAAUGUUUUUCCACCAGUGAUGUUUGUUAUCUACUCAUAUGUCAGAAUACUUGAUGUCUGUUUAAGAAAUUCAAAAGAUUUCAGAAGAAAAGCUCUGCAGACCUGCUUCCCACACCUUUUUGUUUUCAUUAGUUUUACUGUGACCUCUUGUUUUGAAAUUAUCAACCUCAGAUUAGAAGCAAAUUUACCUCACAUUUUUGCUAUAAUAGUGUCAAUUGAAAAUCUGGUUAUUCCUCCUUUAUUCAAUCCCAUUAUAUAUGGUCUGAAACUGCAGGAGAUUUUGAAUAGGAUCAAAAGAAUAAUUUGGAAAAGGAGGACAAACACAUCUUUUUAA